This is a messenger RNA of Myotis daubentonii (Daubenton's bat), 968 nucleotides long. It is a transcript of the gene FABP3, whose product is annotated as fatty acid binding protein 3. The record is from RefSeq and is a predicted model, not a curated record. Lineage: Eukaryota; Metazoa; Chordata; Mammalia; Chiroptera; Vespertilionidae. Gene Ontology annotation, molecular function: lipid binding.
CAAAGAUGAUGUAGCGGCGGGGGAAGGAAGAAAGCCGGUGCUGUCAGCGCGCGGCUCCGGCGGGACUCGGCGGCCAGGCGCCCGCGUUGACGCAGGCUGGCCUGGCACCGCCGGCUGCCCACUUCGCCCCGGCGCGCUGGGGGAUGGGCGGCCAGCCCCUGGAGGGGAGCGCCAGCCCGGGCUUCCUAUUUCGGGAGCUGGAUGGGGGUGGGGGCGGGCCACGCCUCAUCACGUGACACGGGGGUUAUUUAAAGCGGCGGCGCGGGCUGCGAGCCGGGGUCCCGAAUCCUUCCACCCCUGCUUUGUCGUUUCUUCGCUAACAGCCUAGCCCAGCCUCACCAUGGCGGACGCCUUCGCAGGCACCUGGAAGCUGGUGGACAGCAAGAAUUUCGAUGACUACAUGAAGUCCAUCGGUGUGGGUUUUGCUACCAGGCAGGUGGCCAGUAUGACCAAGCCUACCACAAUCAUCGAAAUAAAUGGGGAUACAAUCACCCUAAAAACACAAAGCACCUUCAAGAACACAGAGAUCAGCUUCAAGCUGGGGGUGGAGUUUGACGAGACAACGGCAGAUGACCGGAAGGUCAAGUCCACCGUGACGCUGGAUGGAGGCAAACUUGUCCACGUGCAGAAAUGGGAUGGGCAAGAAACAAAACUUGUGCGGGAGCUCGUGGAUGGCAAACUCAUCCUGACGCUCACCCACGGCAAUGUAGUGUGUACGCGCACUUACGAGAAGGAGGCAUGACCAGCCCACUGCUUCACUGACUGUUCCGCUGCCAGCUGGCUACCCCUGGACUCAGCACCAGAUUGCCUCGUCUUUUCCUCUGGCGUUUUGUAUAAAUCCACCUUGGGGGGGGAGAGUUCUUCUGGGGGUUAGGUGCACCAUCCUGGAUACAGUUCCAGUUCCCAUUGUUUGUGUCUUAACUGCAUCCAAAGAGUGCUCUGAGGUCAAUAAAGCAGAGCCAAGGACA